AUGUUUAUUGUUCACUUCUUUUAUGGUGGUCUUUUGAAGUCGUUGUCGAUUAUGUAUUCACCAUGGCAGGCUACGUUUAAUGUCAACAACGCCGAGGUCGCUGUUAUCUUCAGUGCUUUGGCUACAAGCAUGCAGUGUGGCGCCUUUACUUCCAAAUUCCUCCAAUCUUACGGGCAGAAAGUCCUCUUUCUCGCCUCUGUCAUCUCUUUCAUCGGCGCUAUUACUGCCUACCUUGCCAACACGCUUACAACUCUUUCCGUCGGAAUCGCCAUCUUAGGAUUUUCGCUUGGAAUCUUCCGGUCGAAGGAAGAAAAGAAAAACUCCGAGCCAGAUUCGAUCUGCGAAAUCUUCUCGUUCUCCGUCAUACUGUAUUGCAUCGCCAUGCUCUUGAAUUUCUCCGGAAAAACUGCGCAAUUUCCAUUCUUCGUCCCAUAUGCUGAAAGCAUCGGGCUGAGUGGUUACGAGCCAGCGAUGGUUGUUCUUUUGAUCAACGUUGUGGAUAUUUUUGCGAGGCCCAUAGGUGGGCAAAUUGCAAGUUUGAAAUUCGUUCAGAAAAGAGGUGGCUCAAUUCUCCCGAUCAUAUUCUUCAUCCUAAUGGCUGUCAUGAAUGCCCUGGCUCUUAUAACGAUUUCUGACUAUCUCUCUUACUGUAUUUGGGCGGCAAUUUAUGGCAUCAUUUAUGCUAUUCCAGUUCCAACCACGAUGUCCUGCAUCUGUGAGUUUACACACGUCAAGAAUAUGAACAACGUUCUCAGUAUAAACGCUAUGGUUGCGAUAGGCGGCAUGUUUUCGUUUCCAAUUUUGAACGGGAUGCUGAUCGACCACUUCGGGGACUUCCGCGUCACCUUCGUGAUCGCCGGCGCGUGUCUCUUCCUCAGCUCAAUGGCACUCAUCCUCGCCAGGCUUUUCAACAAGCGUACCCUCGAAAGUUAA
Molecule: messenger RNA, 933 nt
Organism: Oikopleura dioica
Lineage: Eukaryota; Metazoa; Chordata; Appendicularia; Copelata; Oikopleuridae
Source: the annotation of a GenBank genome assembly